CGUUGAUUGAGUCGUUUUUUCAGUUUUUUGGACUAAUGUGGUCCAAGGGCCGUCCAUCGCCCGUCGUCUCUUCCCACAGCACCCUAAUUGCUUCUUCUUCAUCAGCCCUACCUGCGAGGCGGCGGCCAGUCUUCUUCAACGGUGAAUCUGCACCAGCUACCAGCGUCCGCCGCACCCUUGCGAUCACCACUUGCUACUGCGUGCACCGCGCUGCCCUGUCCUCUGCCACCCAGUGUGACUUGCUGACUGCCGACAGCGGCUGUCCGCUGCACCUGUAUGCCGGAAAAAACUCCAUACUUUCGACUCACUACUCAGCCAGCUAUGGGCAAAAGAUUAAGCACUUAUGCUCUUAUUCCUCAAGUUGCUGUUGACAUUAUCGUUCCUUACUGAUUAGACUGCUCUACGAGUACUUUGGGAGGCUUCAUCAGUCUCAGGCAGGGAAGGGUGUAACGGUGGAGGUAGAUACUUUGGGUGGCUUGUUCUGUGUGCAGGUUGCUGCAUAAGUUUAACAGAAAGUAUAUAGGGCAUAGCUUGAUGUGCUCCAACUGUAAUAAGAGCUUUAAAGCUGUCGAGGCAUCAGGACGCACUGAAGAUUUCGUGGACUAUAAGAGCAUUGAUAACGAGGAUGAGAAAAUUAAUGAAAUUUCUGGGACUAGGACUAGUGGUAGGAUUAAGGCUAGGAAAAUGACCAGUGUUGGUGAGAUCUUACAGAGGGCAAAGGAGAGAUCGUCGGGAGAUCUGUGUGAAUCAUUGAAUAGAUUGGAUGGAUUAAAAGGUGGUGCUGUGGAAUGGAAGAGUUCAAGGGCAAAGAGAUCAAAGGGCAGUGAAGAAGAAGAAGAAGAAAUGACAUUAGCAGAGAUGCAAAUGCAUGUGAUGAAGAAAAAGAAGCAGGAAAGCAAAAAGAGGAAGGAUAUGCAAUUGUGUUUGGGUGGAAAAGAAAAUGAAAUAGAGGAAGAAGGUAUGGAGGGUAGGAAUGUGAAAGGGAAGAGGGAGAGGAGUUUCAAGAGAGGGCAAGUUUGGGCGGUUUAUAGUGAUGACGAUGAUGGGAUGCCAAGGCGUUAUGCAUUGAUUGAUGGAGUGCUAUCAUUGAAUCCCUUUAAGUUAAGAAUGUGGUGGUUAGAAUUGGCAAAGAGUGGCGAAAAAAAUGGGGCUUGCGGGAGAUACAAGGUUUCUUCUGAGCAUGUGUUAGUGACGUCUCCUGAGAUGUUUUCUCAUACCGUGGAUUGUGAUAGAGUGGGGAGACAAGUGUAUACAGUUUAUCCUAAAAAGGGUACAGUGUGGGCGAUCCUAAAAGAUGAAGAUCAGGAGCAGCAUGAGAUCGUCGUGUGUUUGAGCAGUUACAGUGAAGUAUAUGGGCUGAGUUUGGGGUACCUGGAGAAGGUGGGGGAUGAUGGAUUUGGGACAGUUUUCAAGAGGAGAGCGAUUGGGGUUGAUGCGAUAAGGUGGGUUGGAAUGGGAGAGAUUGAUGGAUUGAUGUCCCACCAAAUUGUUGCCAGCAAGGUUUCAGGUGACUGCUGGGAAUUGGAUCCAUCUGCACUUCCUCCUCCCUCACAUGCUCUCCUUAUUCAGCAAGAGGAAUAAGCAGCUUCUGCCCUCGUGUGUAUUUUAUUUCAGUGAUGCUUGGUGCUACUACAACUACUACAUGUGUAGGAGCACCUGCAUGAUUUUGACUUUUCAAAUUAUCUUUUCCUAAUAAAUGAAAAUAAUUUAAUUUUGGGAAAAUGUGC
This is a messenger RNA of Cuscuta europaea, 1727 nucleotides long. The record is from the annotation of a GenBank genome assembly. Lineage: Eukaryota; Viridiplantae; Streptophyta; Magnoliopsida; Solanales; Convolvulaceae.